AGGCGUAUGCGUGAGCGAUUCGUAACACGCAACAGCACGGCGCAGGUAUAAACACGUAGUCGAAUCCCUCUCAUUUACCGUGCGUCCUCGUGUCAUGACAGACCUAAAUACCUGUCGAGUCCGUGAUCGUAUGCUGUUCCAAUAUAAUCAAAAGGAAAGAAGAAAUAGCGAACUUAUUGUAACAAAUUCAGUCUGGAUGAAGCUUUAAACCUUUCAUCUACAGACGUAGAUAUGUCUCAUCACGCCAUUAGUUCGUACCUGACACGAAAAGACAGUCUGACCAUAGCGCCCCAUACUACUUGGAAUGCGUCUGACCGCAUUGAGCAUCCAUUGUUGCGAGACUGUAUCCCGAAGGAGUUCAGGAUUAAGUCAUCAGACCGGUUGAAGUCAACCCUUUACGUCAAAAACCUUAGCCACACGUUCUUUACCCAUACCCAUGAGAUCAAUGAGGUCAAGCUAAAUUGAGCAUGGUGCGCUUUAAAGAUGGGUUACCGUGUCUUUUAUAUGGGAGGGUAUCAUCCGGAUGAUGGGUGGAUACGCAUUCAAUUUGGCAUCCCAAGACUGCUUCAUCUAGGAUAAAUGUGUUGAGGUCACCAUCGUAUGUGUGAGCCAUCUGGACACAAUGGAUGCAUUCAAUUUGAUGAUGCCUUUAGGACUUCAUCCAGACUAAAGAAGGUGCAUUCAAUUUGACGUCUUAAGACUUCAUUCAGGCUGACCGUGUUAAGGCCACCAUUUAAAAACAGCAGGUUCAUCCAGUCUGAUGUAUCAAGUUUGAACAGGUAGACUGUGAACACGUUAAGGCGCCAUCCAGACAGGGGAGCAGGUUCAUCCAGUUUGUUUGAUGGCAUUAAAGUUAAUCAUCCAAGCUGCAAGAGAGAUCGAUCGACGAUCGAUCGGUUCGAAGAAGAAAUAGAAAAGAAGAAAUUGGGAAGCAGGAAGAAAGAUAAAGGAGAAAAGAAGAGGGCGCCAGUACAGAUAUAUCGGUGAGUGUGACUGGACGGAAAGACGUGGGCGAUUCCCAAGUACCGGCCUCCUGGUCUGUCGUGUCGUUGCGAGUGUGUCAGUGAGUUUGUGGAGGCGAACCUAACCUAGUCGUUCGGUCUGUGGCGCACUAUCGAUCAAGGAGCUCAUCACUUUAAACAGAAGUCGACUAUUUUUUUCGGAUACUGGCUGUGCAUGCGUGAUCCCGCGGUCAGUGAAUAUACUGUUUGAAUUUUUCAUCUUCUUUUUCUUCUUCUUCUUCUUCUUCUUCUCUUUGGUGCGUUCCGUUCAAUUUCGCGCUCAACCGCGACGAGUUGCUUCGUCGAUGUGCGUGUUUCGAACGUGGAUUUAAACAGGAAAGUUUUACGCUUCCCGUGUAAUAAGAGAAAGAGGAAGACAGAAGAAGUUGGAGCAGAGGAAGCGGUAGGAGUCACGGGAAAUCGGAAGUGAUCGCGCUGUGUACUGGAAACGAUUCUAUGCGGCAAGAUGAUGGAGACACAGAAUUAUUGGGAGGACAACUCCGCUCAUUCUAUGCAAGUGAAAUACGAAAGUUUGGAUGGUAGAUCCUGCAAGGACGAAAUAUAUAGGAUGGGUAUCGGUGCAGGAUAUUGCGAAGGAAACUUAAACUUUGCCACUGCUUCAGAGGACGACGAAGUUUACACGAAGAAGAAAGUUUCUAGGCAAGAUCCGAUGUCUCACAGGAUCAUCGAGAAACGAAGAAGAGACCGUAUGAACAACUGUUUGGCCGAUUUGAGUAGACUCAUACCGGCCGAGUACUUGAAGAAAGGUCGUGGAAGAGUGGAGAAGACGGAGAUCAUCGAAAUGGCCAUCCGUCACAUGAAGCAUCUUCAAGGUCUUCGCCAAGAAUCAAAACAUCCUGCUGUAACGUCAGUUCACACGCACCCUGAAGACAGCGUGGACAGUGUUUCUCAUUCGACCGUGGCGUCGACCGCCGCAGAACACUACAGGCUGGGUUUUCAGGAAUGCCUCAGCGAAACCAUGCACUUCCUUGUGGAAGUCGAAGGUUUCUUUGCCAGGGAUUCCUUGUGCGUGCAGCUGAUCAAUCAUUUGCAGCAGCACUGCGAAAAGAUUUUAGCCACCAGCGAUAGGCUAGGCUUCCCGCAUCCCGAGAUGCCGACGACGAACGGUGUACCGAACGGCACCAGCUACACCCACACCAGCAUUCCCACGAUGUGUCAACCGAAUGGUCACUCGGACCACGGUUCGAGUUCAGGCGUGAGUUCGUUCGGUGACCCGGAACGUCCUAUGCGUCCUACGAUCAUCCCACCGCCAGCGAUCGUGAGCGACGACAGCAAUCACAGCACCCAUUCGCAUAGCGCACCAUCAACGACCAGCUGCAAGCCUUCCAAUUACAAGUUCAAGAGUUCCAUCAAGCAAAGGUUCUCCGCGGAGAGGAUAAAGUCUAGCCCACCACCUGCCAUCAACUCGGAGAAGCCAUCUUCAUCGCACGGGGUACCCAUCUUUGCACUCCACGACGGUGGCGCCUUCUACGUCCCACUAACCAUCGAAGCGUCCAUGCUGAGGCCACACCUGAACUUCAUCCCAGACACCGGACCAGACACCGUUCUUCAUCCCGUCACCAUAUCAGUGAACUUUAAUCAUUCGACACAACCGGCGUGGUCGCACCAUCCCAGUCCCACUCAUCAACAACAGACAUAAAAAAAUGGCGUCAUGAAUGCGAGCCCAUCUCGCGAUCUUCCAUCCGGAAUGUACAUACGCCUGUUCAUACGUAUUGCGAAUCACUAUGCAUGCGUGAACACUUGCACCACAAGUGGUGCGAUCUGUAUGGACACUUGUACGAAGAAAUCAUUCGAUCAAGUAUUUUAAGCGGUAUCUACGACUCGAAGCUAUCGGUCGUCGCAGAUUCUUCAUUUUAUUUCUGAUUCUUUAGUCGGUACAGUACGAUGGCCACUGUGUACCGUGGUUACAGAGAACGAUGGUGUCGAGGAUGUUUCUUUUUUUUCUUUGUAUAUUUACCGAGGCUGUGGGUUGUCUUAGCAUUUACGAGGUUCGAGAGAAAGUAUGGCAGCGAUGUCAUAGAUAGAGAUAUUAGAGUAUUAGGGCGUGAUGUCCCGGGUUGCUUUAGCUUCGGUGUGUCUUUACUUUCCGUCGAUAUCGUCGCGGUUGUAUCCCUCUUUUCUUUCCUCUCACAUCCAUACACUUUUUAUCUUGUUUCGUUCUAUCUAUCAUCCUACCUUUCCAAUCCUUUCCUCAUCGGUUGGGUAAAUGUGUCGCGCGGUGACUAGGCUUAUACCGUCGAGUUCAUUUUUUUCCGUUUUUAUUUCUUUUCUCUUUGACGGAUCGCCAAUUCGUUCAUCGAUUAGUAUUAAAUAAAGAUUAAAUCGCUGCGUCUGUAGAUUCGCGAAGUAACAGCCAGGUAACGACGUGUUGUCGCACAAAAAGGAAAAAUGUUAAACUGGACUGGUCGCAGUUAUUGAACUUCGUUUUCGAAGCGUAUACUAAACCGACGAAAGUGCCUACACGUUUUGAUCUAUGAAUUCCAUUGAUGUGAUCGUCUUGUAUGUACGAAGAAAGUGUUUCAUUUCCUGCGAAUAAAUUCUGUGUCACGUUCGAUCGUAAAGGAGCAAACGGGCCUCAGCAAUCAAAGACUGACCAAGACCUGCAUUACACUAAAUUCUCUUGUAAGAUCAUUGCAUUAAAUAUAUAUACAUACAUAUAUAUAUUUGUACAUACCAUGUUUAGUUGUAACGUUAACGAAGAGUUUAUUGCGGAAUAAAUUAUAUUUACCAUAAA
This is a messenger RNA of Osmia bicornis bicornis, 3756 nucleotides long. It is a transcript of the gene cwo, whose product is annotated as transcription factor cwo-like. Gene Ontology annotation, cellular component: nucleus. The record is from RefSeq and is a predicted model, not a curated record. The transcript is spliced from 8 exons. Gene Ontology annotation, molecular function: RNA polymerase II cis-regulatory region sequence-specific DNA binding; protein dimerization activity; DNA-binding transcription factor activity, RNA polymerase II-specific. NCBI's taxonomy places the organism in Eukaryota, Metazoa, Arthropoda, Insecta, Hymenoptera, Megachilidae. Gene Ontology annotation, biological process: anterior/posterior pattern specification; regulation of transcription by RNA polymerase II; regulation of neurogenesis. The coding region runs from base 1468 to 2661 and encodes 397 amino acids.